UCGAAACGAUUGCGCAGAGUCGCAGAGACUGGGUGAAUACAAAGAGGGGAGUUGCGACGGGUGGAGCGACGGAUAUGGUUAGCGUCAGCACUAGUGCCGCUCCCACCACUUGCUUAAGCGAAUUUCAGCAUUUCAGAUCCCGCCGUUUUGACUUCCAGAGCAUCGACAACACCACAUCGACGACGUACGACAAGCCGCCAUCAUGUCGCUCGUCUCCGGAGAGAAGUCCAACUUCCAAUACAUCAUCCGUUUGUUGAACACAAACGUCGAUGGAAAGCAGAAGGUCAUGUACGCCUUGACCAAGAUCACUGGUGUCGGUCGCCGAUACUCCAACUUGGUCUGCAAGAAGGCCGAUGUCGAUCUGACCAAGCGCGCUGGUGACCUCACCUCCGAAGAGCUUGAGCGUAUCGUUACCAUCAUCCAGAACCCUCUCCAGUACAAGAUUCCUUCCUGGUUCCUCAACAGGCAGCGUGAUAUCGUCGAUGGCAAGAACAGCCAGGUCCUCGCCAACGGUGUCGCCUCCAAGCUCCGUGACGAUCUCGAGCGCUUGAAGAAGAUCCGCGCUCACCGUGGUCUCCGUCACUACUGGGGCCUCCGUGUCCGCGGUCAGCACUCAAAGACCACCGGUCGCCGCGGUCGAACCGUCGGUGUCUCCAAGAAGAAGGGUUAAAGGUUUUCGCUUGCGCUGGGCAGCUGGGGCUGGAACAUGCCUUUACGAAAUGGGUGGUGCACUUACGGUGUUUAUCAAACGGCUUUCAUUGGCUUUCACGCUUACACUUCAUGCGGCAAUGCACGAUAUGGAGUGAGGUGGUGCGGCACGGUUAGGGUUGGCCGAAUACAGCCUGUACCAAAAUCACACAUUCAAAUUUCGACUUGUUCCAACAUGACGUGUGCUCGCUUUCGACAGUCGAUGGGCCGUGUUGGCCAUCUCGGGGGAAUGGCUGUAUGGUGCCUAGAUAGGCCUAGUAAUUGGUGAUGAAGGACUAACGUCGCAUAUGCGGCCAUACUUCGCCCACCACGUCACACCACCACCACGCUUGUUAGUACCUCGGUGCGCACUAUGUUUCCUGACUACCGCUUCUUGAUUUUGGUAAGCAGAGCUAUCGGCUCGGUCCGCUAAAGGUGUCUAGGUUGGUUCCGUUUGAUCCCACAAGCAUGC
Messenger RNA from Alternaria alternata, 1159 nucleotides. RefSeq names its product 40S ribosomal protein S18. The record is from RefSeq and is a predicted model, not a curated record. The transcript has 4 exons. The coding region runs from base 203 to 670 and encodes 155 amino acids. NCBI's taxonomy places the organism in Eukaryota, Fungi, Ascomycota, Dothideomycetes, Pleosporales, Pleosporaceae. Gene Ontology annotation, molecular function: RNA binding; structural constituent of ribosome. Gene Ontology annotation, biological process: translation. Gene Ontology annotation, cellular component: cytosol; ribosome; small ribosomal subunit.